AAUAUGGAUUCGAUUCUCUGUGAUGAACUUCUCCAAGAAAUAUUCCGCCGCCUUCCUCCGUCGUCCGCCGCCGCUGUUUCAUUAGUCUGUAAGCGGUGGCUUCAUCUUCUUCGCUCUUCAACUACUUCUCUUUCUAUCUGUUUAAUUGAACCCCCUUUUAUCCCUCUUUUCUCCUCUUUUCUCAGUUUUCAUCCUUUUUUGUCUACUGUUUCUGUUACCAUUACACCUACAGUAGAUUCCUCCGAUCAAUUGCUUAAUUCCGUUGCUUCUUCUUGCCCUAAUCUCCGCCAUCUCCGAUUCUUGAAUGGUCCUGUUUCUACUUUAUCUCUGUUUUCUCUUUCUGUUUCUUGCCCUAAUCUUGUUUCUCUUGCUGUAACUCUUUUUAGACCCCUUUCUUUUCUCUGGGUACCCCCUUUUGGGUGUCUUAAAGAACUCUCAAUUUACCCAGCUGGAAAUUCAGGGGAAUUUGAUUAUGGUGACUUUUAUGGUUCUUGUGAGUUGAAUUUGGAGAGUCUUUUGUUGACUGGAAUUAAAUCAGGGGAUAAGGGGGUUGGUUUUUUAUGGAGGAAUUGCAAAAAGGUGACAACUUUGAAGCUGAUAAGCUGUGAAGAGGUUGGUGAUCAAGGUUCUUUUUUAGGAUUUCUUCAGUGUUUAGAGGGUCUUCAAGAAUUGGAAUUGAGAACUUGUAGGACAAUUGCUGAUGGGGUUUUGUUGAAAUUGGCUGAGAAUUGUGAUAUGUUGAACUCUUUGUUGGUCUAUGAUGGUGGUAGUAAAGAGGGGUUGUUUCAUUUCUUGACCCAAAGCAAAUGUGGUAAUUUGCAGAAUCUUGAUUUAAGGUUGCCUCUUGAUCUUGACAACAAUCAUUUGACAGCUGCUGCUGAAAAUUUAGGGAGUUUGAGGAGUUUAAGGCUUCAAAGUUGCUGUCUUGUUACUGGUGAAGGGCUAAAGAUUCUUGGAAAUGCUAUGGCUGAUGGGCUUGAAGAAUUGGCUUUGAUAAACUGUGAUGUAGUGGAAAGAGAAUCAGGUUUGUUGACUACAUUAGGACAAGAUUUGAAAAGAUUAAGGAAAUUAGACUUGUCUUUUAAUGACAUGUUACUUGAUAAAGAACUGAUAUCAAUGCUAGUAUCUUGCAACAAUCUGAAUGAAUUGAAGGUAAGGGGUUGCAAAAAGUUGACAAAUUUAUCUAUGGUUUCAUUGACCAAGUGUUGCAAGAAAUUACAAAGUGUUGAUGUAAUGUAUUGUUGUGGGAUUGAGGCACAUGGUGUUGAGUUAUUUGUGUUGAAUUCACCAAAGUUGAGACUGUUACAAGUUGAGGAAAAUAAGGUUUCUGAUGUGGCUAGGACAUGGGCAUCAAAUAAAUUCAUUGAAGUUGUUCCUUGAAAAUUGAUUUAGCGUGUUUAUUGUUCAUAACAAAUGCUGAAAAAGGUAACAUUUGAUGCUUGUUAUUUUGCUGCCACUGUACAGAACAUCACAACUAAGAUGCUUGUU
Molecule: messenger RNA, 1488 nt
Organism: Solanum verrucosum
Lineage: Eukaryota; Viridiplantae; Streptophyta; Magnoliopsida; Solanales; Solanaceae
Product: F-box/LRR-repeat protein 4
Exons: 1
Coding region: 4-1380 (458 amino acids)
Biological process (GO): SCF-dependent proteasomal ubiquitin-dependent protein catabolic process
Cellular component (GO): SCF ubiquitin ligase complex
Molecular function (GO): protein binding
Source: RefSeq, a predicted model, not a curated record